This is a messenger RNA of Staurois parvus, 253 nucleotides long. The record is from the annotation of a GenBank genome assembly. Lineage: Eukaryota; Metazoa; Chordata; Amphibia; Anura; Ranidae.
CAAUCACAGUGGCCUUUUACCACGUGAUCAGCCGUGUCCAAUGACAAAGCAGAUCACCACAAUUGUCAGAGGACGGAUCGGCACUGAUGAUCAGUGCCUAGCAGUGCCGCCCAGCAGUGCCACCCACCUGUGCCCAGCAGUGCCACCCACCUGUGCCGCCCAGCAGUGUCCAUCAGUGCCACCAGUCAGUGCCGCCUAUCAGUGCCCAUCAUUGUUACAUAGCAGUGCCAGCUCAUCAGUGCUGCCUAUCAGU